AUGGACAACAGAGACGGCGCUCCUAUAUAUACCGUCAAUGACUGGCAGGAUAACUCAGAAAUAGGCAGCACAUAUGACACUACCACCUCUGAACCGACUGACCAUACUAUGAGUACCCUAGCUUCUGACACGGCAUCUGAAUACUUCCAGGAGAUUUAUGGGCGGAUGUUUCCUAUCGACGAAAAUGUUCCACCUCUAUUCCCAACCGACGACGCUGAAGUGCGGCGCCUCAAGUUGCAACAUCUCAGUCUCAAAUUAAUCAUUGGGUCCAAUUAUUUUGGGCCGGUGCGAAAUGCACUCGCAGAGAGCCCGGAUGGGAGGCGCAAACGUGUAUUGGACCUCUUUACUGCGGACGGAACAUGGGUUCGUGAAAUGGCUGCCGAGUUCCCUCAUGUCGACUUUACAAGCGUGGAUCUCGUUCCAAUCGUCCCUCAUACUCGUUGUGCAAAUAUCCUGGGUUAUGAAGUGUACGAUGUGUACAACGGAGUCGCAGAAGCGGACAACACAUUCGAUGUUAUCCAUUUGCGAUAUUCUAUGAGCAAGGUGAAUCCAACCCCUAUCAUACGCCACCUACGCCACAUUGCCAUUAGGCAGCUACCCUCGCUCGUGCGAGAGUUGCAUAGAGUACUCCGUCCGGGUGGACUCUUUCUCUACGGCGAAUACGAGAACGAAGUGUUUGAUGCCUCGAUGGGAGAUCAUGCCGCCUCGAGCACUGCUCCCUACUAG
Molecule: messenger RNA, 726 nt
Organism: Rhizoctonia solani
Lineage: Eukaryota; Fungi; Basidiomycota; Agaricomycetes; Cantharellales; Ceratobasidiaceae
Product: methyltransferase domain protein
Exons: 4
Coding region: 1-726 (241 amino acids)
Source: RefSeq, a predicted model, not a curated record